AUGACUUUUACGACUUCUCUCACUUAUAAAGGACCACUAGUAAACAGAAAACUUGAUCCUUCUGGUUAUCCCAACUGGCAUCACGUACGUUGGUUAAGAAAUGAAAAGCGAUCUUUUGGAAUUCUAAAGUUUAAAACGUCUCUUGAAGACAGUGAUGAAUUCUAUUCAGUAAGUUUUAGAAGAAGAGGAAAAAUACCUCUAAUAUUAAAUCCACCUCUCAGUUAUGCUGGACCAUUUCUCAUAUCUAAAGAGAAAAAACAUGUGGUGGAUGUUAAUCCUGAUUUAGAAGAAGUUUCUGAACCAGAAGAUUCUGAGGAACAGUAG
Molecule: messenger RNA, 324 nt
Organism: Psylliodes chrysocephalus
Lineage: Eukaryota; Metazoa; Arthropoda; Insecta; Coleoptera; Chrysomelidae
Source: the annotation of a GenBank genome assembly